Messenger RNA from Penicillium mononematosum, 1146 nucleotides. Its product is annotated as alkene reductase. The record is from RefSeq and is a predicted model, not a curated record. Lineage: Eukaryota; Fungi; Ascomycota; Eurotiomycetes; Eurotiales; Aspergillaceae. The transcript is spliced from 3 exons. Gene Ontology annotation, molecular function: NADPH dehydrogenase activity; FMN binding. Bases 1 to 1146 code for a protein of 381 amino acids.
AUGUUGCCACCAAGCGGCAUAUCUAUGCUCGACUAUGCUGCGCUGCAAAAUGUGGCGGACUUCAACCAUCCCUCCAUUCACGGAUUCUUGACAAUGUCUCAAUCACGCCUUUUUAAGCCCCUCAAGAUCGGCGACUUGGAAGUGAAACAUCGCAUCGGAAUGGCGCCACUCACUCGCUUCCGAGCAACCGAAGACCGAGUUCCUACACCCCUCAUGAGGGAAUACUACAGCCAACGUGCCGCAGUGCCAGGUACCUUGAUUAUCACUGAGGGAACCUUCAUAUCAGCAACCUGCGGCGGGUUCCCCCAUGCACCAGGGCUUUGGCGUGAGGAUCAAGUCGCUGCCUGGAGAGUUGUCACGGAUGAAAUUCAUCGCAAGGGAUGUUUCAUAUUCUGUCAACUGUUCGCCAUGGGGCGUGCCGCGGAUAUCGAUGUAGCCCGGAAAGAAGGGUUCGAUGUCGUAGCGCCUAGUGCUAUUCCCAUGGAAGAAGGUACCGUAAUCCCCAGGGCCAUGACGGCCGACGAGAUCAAACAGACAAUUCGAGAUUUUGUCAACGCUUCGAAGAACGCUAUUCGGGCUGGCUUUGACGGAGUCGAGAUCCAUGGCGCGAAUGGAUAUUUGCUCGACCAAUUUAUCCAAGACGUUAGUAACAAGCGUGACGAUGAUUACGGUGGAAAUGUGGAGAAUAGAUCUCGUCUUCUUGACGACGUGAUCAGAGCAGUUGUUCAUGCCAUCGGUCCUGAACAUGUCGGGCUUCGACUGAGCCCCUGGAGUACAUUCCAGGCCAAACGGGCGGACAUCGCGUAUCUUCACCUUGUCGAGUCGCGGAUUUCUGGCUCUCAGGAUUACGAUGGCCAUGAUACACUGGAUUUUGCAUACGAUCUAUGGAACGGACCUUUUCUUAUUGCUGGUGGGUACACGUCGCAUGAGGCCCGCAAGUUGGUGGACGAGAAGUAUCCGGACAAGGACAUCAUGGUCAUCUUUGGCCGGCACUUCAUUUCCAAUCCGGAUCUCAUAUUUAGGAUUAAGAAGGGUCUGGAGCUCAAUGCGUACAAGAGAGACAGCUUCUACGUUUUUGAGUCAGCUGUCGGGUAUUCGGAUUAUCCAUUCAGCAAAGAGUAUCUAGCAAGCGGGACAAAUGUUUAG